Messenger RNA from Exaiptasia diaphana, 6095 nucleotides. RefSeq names its product protein pigeon. NCBI's taxonomy places the organism in Eukaryota, Metazoa, Cnidaria, Anthozoa, Actiniaria, Aiptasiidae. Gene Ontology annotation, biological process: positive regulation of amyloid-beta formation. The record is from RefSeq and is a predicted model, not a curated record. Bases 16 to 4311 code for a protein of 1431 amino acids. The transcript is spliced from 40 exons. Gene Ontology annotation, cellular component: trans-Golgi network.
AUACAGAAGUCGAGGAUGGUUGAGGUAACAAGAACUUUUAGCUUUAAAGAGCAAAUAUUUCCUCAUAUACUACGGGAAAGGGCUCAUAGUCAUGACAAGGAUGAUGGAAAACCUGCAGAUGCUGGUUAUGAUCAGCUCAAGGAUGAAAUGCAAGCUCACAUUGUUGGCCAGGAAAAAGAUGGGACUGUCUUAGUUUCCUGGAAUAACAAGAGCCCUAAUGGAAGUCAUAAAGUGUCCUAUGUUGCAGCGUAUGAACCAUCAACAUCUCAUUUCAAGAUCCUGUUUAUCCAUACAAUCAUUGAGUCAUUUAUUAGCCAGUUAGAUGAGCCACCAGGAACACAACAUCCAGGUGUCUACAAGUCAUUUCUCGCUGAGAUUCAUCCUCAAAAUAGGAUAUUUUCACUGUAUAUUGAAAGGCAAACAUAUCAAAGAGUACAGUUCCUGUAUGGUGUUUAUCAUUGUUAUGGAAAUUCAUCUAAAAAAGAAGCGCAUAUGCUGUUCUUUCACCAUAAGAAAGCUGUUGGUUUGUAUCACAUCCCYAUGGCAAGAAUAGAUAAAGGAAUGAUYCUUAGCAGUCAACCAAGGACAGAGCAAGUUGGGGGSCCAUUUGUUUGGGCACAGUGGGACCCAAUAAAUGAGCGUUUGUAUUAUGUAUACAAACGAUUUAAGGAUACCAAUAUAGAGGAAGGGGAUUAUGAUCUGAUGUUCUCAGCUUAUCAGUUCAAUGAAAAGAUUKCACAUUUCUGUGUUCUCAAUAUGCCAUUACCAUUUGAUAUGCAAAGCUGUCGCUGUGAAAUAGAAUUAAGCUGUCCACAGUAUAAAAACUUCCCAUUAACACAGACUAUAUCAGAGAGACAAUUCAAUAUGCAAGUUGUCACCAUGCGAAGAGGUUCCUUAUUUAUCUGCUUACAACAUGGCAGCCAACCUGAACAGGAGUCUACACAAGUUUCACCAGAGAGGAGCUCACCAAUGGCAAGAGURUCAUCUGUCAACUCUCAAGUAAAAGCAAUUGAAUACUCCAUUUAUCUUUUACAUCAUGACUGUGUUCUUCACUGUAUCCUGAACUGUGUUCCCCAACACUUAGCUGAUAGCUGUACCUUGUUCUUCUCAAGUCUUUAUAAUCAUCUAUUGGUGUUAUUGCCUGGUUAUGUCAUGCAUCUGUUGGAUGCGAGUGCUGAACAUGAACCCUGCCACCAUAUCAUUCUUCAGGAUGACUAUAUUCCCAAAUUUUCCCUUGAAAAUAUGRAUGGAGAAUUACCCUUUUUGUUGCAUUUCAACAAACAACAAGUAACAUCCUUAAAACCAGUUCCUAACAUAUUGGACUACAGCAGUGGAGAUGGAUAUGAACUCAGGUUUAGUAAGGAAAGACUGGUGGAAAUCUUCUCUACGACACACCUUCCCAUUACAAGACUGUCACUUCUCCACCUUGCAUUUGCUCAUAUGAAAGAUCCUUCAUUGCUCAAAAAGAUGAUCCAACAUCUUUGUUAUGAUCCAUGCAGUCCUGAAUGUUCCGAUUUGUUGAAAGAAUAUCUUGUAGGCUCAACCCAUACUUUAAUAAAGAGAGCGUUAGACCGAGAACGUGAUAAAGAUGUCUUGAGGCUGAUCCCUUUCACUUGUGUUGACACUUUCAGAGGACAUCUUGAGGAGAGUUUGGAUAAAAGACGUAUUGCCCGGCUUACUUGUACGAUAUGCAGAGAUACGCCAGCAGAGUUUAAGAAUGACAAAAAGAAACCACUUGGUGUGUUCUGGUCAAUGGUUAAAGAGAAUAAACUAUACUCUAAACGUCCUAAUGAACGAUUCUCAUUUAAAAGUGUUCCGAUGGUAAAUGAUAGUGGAAGUGAUGACGAAGUUGAGCCGGCUGUGCAUCAGGCUGAAACCGAGCAAGUGUCAAAGAGAACUUCUGUAAAAUCUCUUUUAAAGAGAUUCUCAAUGAAAAAGUAUCCAAGUAGUGAGUCCCUAGCUUCACAAAGCAGCACAAAAAGUGGUGACUUUCUUGAGUCUUGUGAAGAUGAUCGCAAACCAUCUGAACAUAAAAAACAACAAAUGGUCAGGGAUACGUUUGCAUGUCACCUACAAAUCCAUCUUCCGUCCGAAGCGAAAGAUAAAGUUCGCAAUAUUGCCGCGGAGUACAUCAAGUAUCAAAGUGCACAAUCUGAGGCUCUUUUAAGACUCUUUUGGUCAGGAUUAGGGUAUACUACAGAAUCAAACCCAUGCAUAGCACACUUGAAUGUACAAGGAACUACACAAGAAAUAGCUCUUUUACAAGUAGUAGAGAGAUACUUUACCACUGUAACAGAUUUAAAGUUUCCWAUUCCCCCAGGUUUUCAGACGUUUUUCACCACCUUGGCUUUUCACUGUUUGGAUCCCAGGUUGUUCCUGCAGUAUCUGGACAACCAUGUUCUUCAGUUGACUGGGCAGUUUAUUUCUCGACUUGUUCAAGAUUGCAGAGGGGAAUAUGACAAUGAAGAGUUUGUUUUUCAAAUUCUGUCUCGUCUGAAACACGAAAAGGCAAAACACGCCAUGCAGCGGUGGGGACAUCCUCUCAGUAAAAGAUAUCGUGCUCAAAAACUCACUGAUGAGUUGACGCAAGAUGCCGGGGAUUCGUUUGAUAAUUUUUUUGAAGGAUCUUCGCGACCGCCAGGUUCAGAAUCUUCACUCGAUAGUUGCGAUGAUAAUAGUUUUCGUCCAUUGGCUACGUUAAUAUCAACACUAAAAGAAAAAGCUGCAAUGUUGACGGCUGAAAGGAGGAUAACACAAGGCAACGUAUUUGACAUGAAGAAUAUCUGUGAUGUAGCACUUUUAGAAACKAGGCGUGAGGUAGAUGGUAAAUUAGGAUCUCUAGAAGACUUACGAAGAAUCUCUCAAGCUUCUCGUGAAGCGAGCUUGGAUAAAGARUUGUUGAUAUUUGAAGAAAGUCUUGAGAUAAUUCUUGCUGAUAAAAGCACCUUUCUGCGUGACUUGUACCGGAGACUAAAGCAAGCAAGGAGUACAUACAAAUCAUGGAAUCGAAGGACAGCAGGAGGUAGUAGAGCCAUUGACUUUGUAUCAGUUCAGCAGAUCGAAGAUCUUGUCCAAUGGGAACAAACAAGUUAUGUUAAGCGAAAAGUCAAAAAAGAUGUCGAGCCUCUACACAACCAACCCACCGAUAUGCUGAUGCGUUUUUUACAAGCUUUUAAAGAAUCCCAAGAUCUACUCACAAACUUCAAAGCCAAGAUAUCUCAACCCCUUUUUGAAUUCUUCAACGACGAUCCGAAAUCGCCGCUUGCGAAAGGUUUAUCUAGCGUUCUGUGGCGAUGGGAAAGUCUUCUUUGUCCAGGCCCCAUUAACCAUCGGUUGUUCAGCCCUAAGAGUGCAGACGCKUUAUACAAUAUGGGCGUCAAAUUGAGUACGAGUGAUUCUAAGUUCAAUCUUAUCCUUAGAUUGAUCCCAGACCUUGCUCUGAAAGCGUUCGAGGCWUUGUGUAUAGCAAAGCAGUGGCGCUCUAAGCUAGGGCCGUGGGGAUACAUUAGGGAACUCAGGUAUAUACAGAGCAAGUGGAUUCCUGAAAAACGCGCGUCGUUUGAUCUCGAUGCAGCCAUAGAGCACCGAAGGAAGUUUGAAAUAGCUUCUUGUCGUGAUCAGCUACAGAGCCUACAAACCAAGCUUCGAGACACCGAACACAAGCUGGUCGGCUCGUCUAUCGAGAUGAAUGAGACUGCAAAAACAGCCGGCAUGUURAAUAAUAUGUACCAAGACGCUMAUCGGCGAAUCAACAAUAUGAGAAGAGAUUUCAAGACAGCUACUGCGCAACGCUGUAGACUCGCUACAGAACUCAGCAAACAAAAAGAUUUCAUCUCCAUGCUACAAGAAGAAAUGAAUCGUGAACAGAAAGAAGUUCAAAACAUWAGAGCGCAACUUAUUCAAGCUGAAGUGAAUGCUAARCACYUGGAUCAACGAGAAAUGACCAAACUACUCGAAGAUGACCUCGAGGAUUCCGUCCAUCGRUGUACWCAUCUCAGAAAAGAGAUCACGAAGGCUGAAGAUGAAUACAACGAUCGAAUGGCCGUCUACCACUCGAAUAAUGAGCGAUUGAACUCGGUUCGAUCUCGUAUCGAUACUGCCAAGUCAGAGMGAUUUUCAUUAAACACACGAUUGUUGAAAUCRCGAGAACAGCAUCAACGGCAUGAAAAAUCCUUCGUUAGUGAAGCUGAUAAUUUCCAUUUAAUAAGAGAAGAGCUAAGRAAAAAYAAACUCACUAAACAAGUGCUGUUGCGUCAAAUGCUGCAACCGAGACAACCUGAACGACCGAAUAUCAAGCCAUUGAUAUUUUAGUGAUUUCUUUUUUGCGUSGAUUGARCUAUUCCAUUUAAUAAACAUACUUUCUUUUUAUGGCCUUAAAAAUCUUCAGGGGCAAUCUCAAUUGUAGUCUUCAGGGGCAACCUCAAUCGUCAUCUUCAGGRGCAACCUCAAUCCUUCAGUUGUAGACCGAAAGGAGUAAGGAAAGACAUCUGAACGAUGCAAAUAACGGUUGUAAGAGGAGUUUAUAUCCCAAAAAUAGAAUCACACGACACUGGAAUAACGAUGUAUAAUAAUUUAUUUGAACAAUUACCAUAUUUAUAACAGUAGGAACAGCCAGGACAAUAAUGACCUGUAUUUACGAGGAUGCUCUGUGAAGACUGGUUAAUUGACACAGAGGCGUAACGGCAUAUCGACCCAUAUAACCACGUGAGGAAACGAUCAAACAUAUCGUGAUGACUUCAAAAUGCGUUAAUAAAUAUAUGGUUGAUACAGGGAGGAUUGGUCAUCAUCGAGGGGGUCAUUUCUAAAGAAUUCUCACUAUGGUGCCACAUAACUAUAUAGAAUUAUAAUGUUUUAAACUCAUUAGGAUCACGAAGAAACUGCUUUCCCGUUGAUGUUGCWGCGUCGCUAGAGACCMGCUCAAAGGGGCUGAAACAAGAAAGAACAGUAAACUCAGACUGCAAUGGAACUUGGGAAAUAUCGUUUUCUAUUCCCAUGCGUUUUUGUGCCGUUUUUGCAUUUUAUUCCAUAGUAUCAAAUACGGUACGAAAACGUUUUUUUGUGUUCUAUGGUAUAGUACAAAAAAUCCCAUUCUUUGUUCGAGUCUUGUUAGUAAGUUCCAGGCAAAAGUGUUUGGUGUAGGACUAUAGUGUGGAGUUGUUAUAAUUGAUGUUUAUAAAUAUAAAGUAGUUCUGUAUUCAGAACCUUCUUUGCAUAUAUUAAACAGGCUACAGUWGCUUAGCUCGAUCUAAUGUCUUUUUGGUGUCAGAGAUGUUUUUAGAAACCUCUGACUUCCUGGUAUUAUAUUAUAGAUGGUGAUAACUGACUAAAAUGUUGAGUGAAUAGACCUUUGAUGUUGUUUUCGAGAUCAAUUGACUGUUGUGACGCGAUCUUUCAUGUUACCUAAACUGUGCACUAAAUCUAAUGAGAGCAAUCUUAGUCUUAUGGGUGAAGUCUUAAACACGUGAAAUAGAAUGAUUARAUAUCCUAAUAUUUCAUUUUCCAUCUACAUGGUUCGCAUAUAAAGUAGAACCUUGAAAUUAACAUUCAUUUCACGGGUUUUGUACCUCUCUUCGUAGACUAUGGUAGAUGCUAAAACUUAGAAAUAUAGAUAUUAAAAAAACACACUUCUAUCCAUUUAGUUUUCCAUGUAGUUCUGCCUUGGCCGAAUAAACUUCAAAUCCGCCAUUUGAGUGAAGAACUUCAYUCGACUCCCAACAUAGUAUAAGCGAUACUCGUGAUGUUAUAUGAGUGGACUGUCAUACAUUUUCUUGUUAUAGUUUUGCACUGUAUUAUUGUUGGCUAUUGUUCGUUCACUGAUCGGUUAUCUGAAUAAAAUACAAAUAUGUUUUAAUAACUUUGAUUGAACUAGAUAUGGGUUUGUGCAUGAAAUGGAUAGCUGUUAGCAGGUAAGUUGGUGGGUAUGUUAGUUACUAGUUCAUCGACUCAUUGUGCAUGUGAUAACUUGGUUGGUUUUCUGUGGUUUGUUUGUGAGGCAAUUUGGAUGGGUUCAUGUUGGUGGCUAGCAGUGCCGGGAUUUGAUAAUUGGUUAUCUUGAUAGGUUUAUUAGUGCAAUAAAUAGAAUUGUUUUCUAAUUA